Messenger RNA from Caenorhabditis briggsae, 1200 nucleotides. RefSeq names its product Protein CBR-GLB-5 (gene Cbr-glb-5). NCBI's taxonomy places the organism in Eukaryota, Metazoa, Nematoda, Chromadorea, Rhabditida, Rhabditidae. The record is from RefSeq and is a predicted model, not a curated record. Bases 1 to 1200 code for a protein of 399 amino acids. The transcript is spliced from 9 exons. Gene Ontology annotation, molecular function: oxygen binding; heme binding.
AUGAGCGAAACGACGGCGACCAUCGGAAUCGGGAAGAUGUACGAGGAAUUCAAGAUAACACAGCUUGUGAACGAGACACUGACAACAGUAAUCGAAAAUGUUCAGAACAAUCAUGACAAAAUUUCCACAAAAGCAAAGCCUAGACCCUUAAGUGCGAUUCAUGAAGAAAUCCGAGAAUAUGAUCAGCUGAGCAGGCAACUUGAGAAAGAAUACAGAAAAAGUAUGCGAAUUGUUGACGAUGAUUUUGAAUUGGCCAGGGCUCAUUGGAUCCAAUUACAGAAAUCGAAUAAACAGGGUCUGGCAAUUCGAGGUUGCUUCCUUACAAUGCUAGAAAAAUAUCCACAAGUUCGGCCAAUAUGGGGAUUUGGAAAACGAAUCGAAGGUCGAAUUGAUGAGACAUGGAAACCAGAACUUGUUGAAGAUUUUUAUUUCAGACACCAUUGCGCAUCACUCCAGGCAGCUUUGAAUAUGAUAAUUCAAAAUAAAGACGAUAGAAAUGGAAUGAGACGGAUGCUUAAUGAAAUGGGAGCUCAUCACUUCUUUUAUGAUGCCUGUGAACCACAUUUCGAAGUAUUUCAAGAUUGUCUUUUGGAGUCAAUGAGGCUUGUUUUGAAUGGAGGAGAUGCAUUGGAUGAUGAAAUUGAGCAUUCUUGGAUUUGUCUUUUACAAACAAUUCGACUACAUAUGGGAGAGGGAAUCGAAAUCCAAAGAGCCAAUUAUCUGUCUCAGUGUUUGAUUCCAAAGGAGAUGGAGGAAGUGAAAGAGAAUUGGAAGAAAGUGGAAUUGUAUGGAUUCAGAAAAGCUGGAAUCACAUUGUGCGAGUCUGCAUUCAAAAGUUAUUCGGAACUUUUGAAGACACACAACUUGAAAAUGACACUACCAAUUGAAGCCAACAAGACUAGUCAGAGUUUUUUAGCUUUGUCGGAUCAAAUUAUGAUGGCACUAGACAAAACGAUUCAAUCGUACACUCCAGAAGAUGGAUUCAUGAAUUUAAUUCAAGAAAUCCGAGAUUUCGUUAUAAAAUUUCUAGUGGUAGAAGUGUGUCCACCUCUCAUUCGAAAAUCUUUUAUCGAUGGUAUGAUUCACAUGCUCUGUAAAAUACUUUGCAUAAAACAUGUCAAGGAAGAUUUUCUACACGUUUGGAAGAAAGUAUAUCGAGUGAUGGAGCAAUCAAUGAUAGCUAAUAUUGUAGAAUAUUAA